Amborella trichopoda is the source of this 2956-nucleotide messenger RNA. RefSeq names its product GDP-mannose transporter GONST2. The record is from RefSeq and is a predicted model, not a curated record. Lineage: Eukaryota; Viridiplantae; Streptophyta; Magnoliopsida; Amborellales; Amborellaceae.
UAGCUCGCCUUUUCUCUUGCUUUUUCUGAAACAAAAACCGUAUUUUCACGCCACUUGCGUGACUUUGCUUUAACAAACGCAAUAUCCACUUAGAAUAGUUUCGCAGAAAACUUUUGCACCUGAGAACACUUUCUGGACCAGGUUUAAUGGCUAGUUUUUGUGAAAUUUCUGAUUCCUUAAUGUUUGAUGGUGUUUUUUUACUCCAGAUGUGGUGUCUUUUAGGUUUAGUGUCUUUUAGCUUUAUUUCCUACUGAUAAUAUUUAAUGUAUUUUUUGGGAACAUAUUUUACCGGAUUUAGUGACAUUUUUUGGUUUGUGUAAUUAUUGAUCUGUGUAAUAUCAGUUAUUUUCUAAUACAGUGAGUUUUCCAGAGCAGCAAUGUUGAUUUCUGGCUGAUCAUUAACUCGGGGCAAGGUUUCACGAGAAGUGCGAGAUUAAUGGUUGUUUUAUAGGACUUAAGUACUUUGGAAAUGUUUCUGAUUGUGUCAAAGACUCGUUUUUCUGAUGGAUGUAGUGAUACAUAAUUAUGACCCUUUAGUCAAUUACUGUGUAACUAAUGCUGAUCUCAUCCAAUUAUGUUUUCCCUUGAAAAUUUAGUCCCUAUUUAGGCAAAUUGUUUAUUAGUUCUUGUUGAUUCUGCACUUUAUAAGAAGCUUCGGGAUGACUGCAAGAGCUUUGACUAUGUUUUGGGCCGAUUAUUUAUAACAUUCAAGGAACAAGAAUCCUCCUAAUGAAGCUAAAACUCGAAUAUUUGAGCUCACUAUUUGGUUAUUUUAGUGAUACUGCAGUUUUUGCUGAUCAUCCAUUGAGGCAAGGGUUUGUUUCAUUAAUGGAGAUUUGCGGCUGAUGAUAUCCUUGCUUGCUUAGCUUCAGAUUGAAACAGCUCUUGAGAGUUUCCAAUUCAGUAGAUGUUUUUCAGAGAUUGGGAUUUUGAGCCUUUAUGAGUUGUGACCUGUGUAUCCCUGGAAGUAGUGAAGGUCGAGAACUUUCAGAGGGAUUCUAUUAAUUUAUGGGCUUGGAAUCUAGGUCAACUCUGAUACUGAAUAUCAUUACCCUUAUGUUGGGAAGUUAAGGCACUUGGUGCUUCAAAACCAAGGGUUUGGCAUGAUGCUGCCUCUUGCUUGAGAUUGAGGGUGAAUCAUGACUUUGAAUGGUGCAUCAGAUCCAAUUGCUGACCAGGAUAUUGAGAAAGCUGAUUUAUCUGAUAUGAAUGGGGCAGUAACAAACGGAGAAAGAGAUAACAUUGUUUGCAAGAUUAUUCAUAAUUUUCUGAAGCAAGGACCAUUCAUCAACCUUCCAACCAAUAUUGCUAGAAGAGCAACAGCUUACAGAUCAUUAACUAAAACCCACGCAGGACCCAGUGAUAUUGACCUAGAGAACGAUGGGGUAGAGAAUGAAACAGAAAAAGGGCAUCGUGGAUCUGAAAGAAAAUCCAAAGCCUUUAUAUCUGGAGCAGCGUAUUGUCUUUCCUCUUGCAGCAUGAUAUUACUUAAUAAGGUUGUCCUUUCAAGUUAUGGAUUCAAUGCAGGAGUAUCACUAAUGUUUUACCAGAAUCUUGUUAGUGUCCUAGUUGUUAUUGCAUUGAGUUUCACUGGAUUAGUCUCAACUGAAAAGAUCACUUGGAAGCUGAUUCGCGUCUGGACUCCCGUCAAUAUAAUAUUUGUUGGUAUGCUCGUAACAGGCAUGUACAGUUUGAAGUACAUAAAUAUUGCCAUGGUGACAAUUUUAAAGAAUGUGACAAAUAUCUUGACAGCAAUUGGAGAAAUAUAUAUGUUUAGGAAGCAUCAGAAUGCAAAAGUCUGGGCUGCUUUAGUUCUUAUGAUAAUAUCUGCUAUAAGUGGAGGCAUCACAGAUCUUACUUUUGACGGAAUGGGCUAUGCAUGGCAAGCAUUGAAUUGCAUCCUUACUGCAAGCUAUGCACUGACAUUGCGUCGGAUUAUGGACAUAGCAAAGCAAACAACAAAGUCCGGAACUCUAAAUGAAGUAUCAAUGGUGUUGCUCAACAAUUCACUCUCCUUACCUUUCGCCUUAUUCCUGAUCAUUCUCUCUAGAGAAUGGGAAUAUGUUUUUGGCUUAGAUGUGAUUAGUACGCCCGUGUUCUGGGUGGUGACAACUGCUAGUGGGUUACUUGGUCUCGCCAUCAGCUUCACCUCUAUUUGGUUUUUAAACCAAACUGGCCCUACAACUUACAGUUUGGUGGGAUCCUUAAACAAAAUUCCUAUAUCGAUUGCCGGUAUACUUCUGUUUAAAGUCCCACUGAGCACGCCAAACCUCUUCAGCAUACUAUUUGGUCUUUUUGCUGGUGUCCUCUUUGCAAAAGCAAAGAUGUCCUAAAUUUCUUGCUCGCCAUAUCCAAUUUGAGGGACCAAAUAGAUUUGGGAGGACAUUUGGUGGUGCCUUUAAAGGGGGAAUCCAUAGCUAGAUAGAUAAACAGGGCAAAAAAAAGAAGAGAAAUACACUCAAAAUUCGAGGUUAUUCUUUGAAACAACAAGAAAACAUAAAAAAUAUAAUGUGAUUUUGCAAUUCCAUUCUUUUGGUUAAAAUUUUAGGGGCAUACAGUGGCGAUUUGGUUAUUGCUUUGGUUUUCAAUUUUUGGACUUCACUGAGGUAUAAUUUUCCCAAAAAAUGAAGGGAAAAAUAAGGUGGUAUCCAUUGGAUGGUUAAGAUUGAGGAGGUGUGUUUACUUUCAAUUUUUGGACUUCACUGAAGUAUUAUUUUUCCAAAAAAUGAAAUGAAAAAUAAGGUGGUAUCCAUUGGAUGGUAAAGAUUGAGGAGGCGUGUUUGUUUUAAGAGAAUCUAUUCCAUUGGAUUCUGAAACGAAUGUGUAUUGUGACAUUUAUUUCCAUUUCGUACGGACACAUCUAUUGGCCAUUUAUCCGUGGGAUGGUUGGAAGUAAUUGUGACUUUCUUGUAUUAAAGGAUUCUCUCUCUAUAUUUAGCAAGACAUGCAUUUUUCA